Molecule: messenger RNA, 1475 nt
Organism: Centropristis striata (black sea bass)
Lineage: Eukaryota; Metazoa; Chordata; Actinopteri; Perciformes; Serranidae
Gene: aurkb
Product: aurora kinase B
Exons: 9
Coding region: 109-1095 (328 amino acids)
Biological process (GO): regulation of cytokinesis; protein phosphorylation; mitotic spindle organization
Cellular component (GO): chromosome passenger complex; spindle pole centrosome; spindle microtubule
Molecular function (GO): protein kinase activity; ATP binding
Source: RefSeq, a predicted model, not a curated record
AAUCAGAUUCGAGGAGGGUAGCUUUUUGAAAACGUUGGCGGCGGAGGAAGUUCAGAACAGCAACACUGGACUUUCUUUAUUAAACUACUUCUACCAUUCUCCUCCACCAUGCAGAAUAAGGAAAAUAAUGAGCCCAGGGGUUUCCAACGACAGUUCACGACCCCCAGCAUGCUGUCAGGCCCUCAGCGUCUCCAGGUGAAGCCUCGAACAGAGAAGGACAAAACUGCAAUCACAGGCCCUGGGAGAGAAUGUGUUGCCUCGUCCUCAAAGAAAGUCACCAUAGCUGACUUUGACAUUGGUCGGCCGCUGGGGAAGGGCAAGUUUGGGAACGUGUACCUGGCGAGGGUGAAGAAGCUGCAGGCCAUCGUGGCGCUGAAGGUUCUCUUCAAGUCCCAGAUGGAGAAGGAAGGAGUGGAGCACCAACUCAGGAGGGAGAUUGAGAUUCAGGCACAUCUCAAGCAUCCCAACAUUUUGCGCUUCUACAAUUACUUCCAUGACCGUAAAAGGGUCUUCCUGGUCCUUGAGUACGCCCCACGAGGUGAGAUGUACAAGGAGCUGCAGCGAUGUGGAAGAUUUGAUGACCAACGCACUGCCACAUACAUGGAGGAGAUAUCAGAUGCGCUGCUGUAUUGCCACGAGAAAAAAGUGAUUCAUCGUGACAUCAAGCCAGAGAAUCUGCUUCUCGGCUAUCGUGGAGAGCUGAAGAUCGCAGACUUUGGUUGGUCUGUCCAUGCACCUUCUCUAAGACGUCGCACCAUGUGCGGGACUCUGGACUACCUGCCUCCAGAGAUGAUCGAGGGCCACACCCACAGCGAGAAGGUGGACCUGUGGUGCAUCGGAGUCCUCUGCUACGAAUGCUUGGUCGGCAAUCCACCUUUUGAAACCGCCAGCCAUUCAGAAACAUACAAAAGAAUUAUGAAGGUGGAUCUGAAGUUCCCUAAAAUCGUCUCAGAAGGUGCACAGGAUCUGAUCAGCAAGCUGCUGCGCCACAACCCCAUCGACCGUCUGUCCCUGCAGAGCGUUAUUGAUCACCCGUGGGUUCGCAGCAACUCCCGCCGGGUCCUUCCUCCCAUCUGCCCCGGCACCAAGUCCUGAGCCCCCCGGCCGUCCCACUAAUGUUUUAAUCUCCUUCAGAGACUCAGCCAGCAGGAUUGGGUUUUACUGCCAUGGGCUCCAAACUGCCAUUAUAUACUUUACUUUUUAUAUUGUACAGUGUGACGUCAUUAUCUAUGUUUAGUAUUUUUCCUGGAGGUGUUUUGUGUUUUUAUUAUUUCUUCUCUGAAACUGUUUAAAUGGACACAGCUCUAUUUCUGUAUCUGACGGUGUUGACACCAAAGUACUACUGUUAGGCUGAUUGAAAGCUGACUUUAUUCUUAAAUAGUUUAAGAUGGGUUGUUUGAGGGUUGGAUUGGAAAGCAUGUUUUAUUUUAUCCUCAAUUUAUGCUUUUAAAUUCCUAAUAAAUAUUAUAAAAAUA